AUGAAGACUUCACUCGUAUUGUGUUUGGCGUUCGCCGUCACCGCCUCAUCGUUCCGCUUCUCCGAGUCCAGCGACAGUAACCGACAAGCUGCGGACCGUGCCAGCAAAAAGUCGAACAAACAAGAGUCGGUCGACGCCUUCGGCAACCGCGCCUACAGUGCCAACAAAGCCGCCAGCUCCGCCCACGCCCACGACAACUCGGACUCACACAAAAAGUCAAUCAGCGGCCCAAAUGGCUACAUGAAUGAAGAGUCCUCGAACCUGGACCGUGCCAGCAACCAGGCCGACAGCAAGAGCUCAGUCCAAGUCCUUCAAGGCCCAGGAGGAGCUUCGUUGCGCCGUUUCAGCGACGAUUCAUUAUCGUCCAGCUCUCAGCAACAAGCCCACAACAGCAAGACUGUUGUUGAAGGUGGAGCCGGAGGUUUCGGAGCGGGAUAUGGAUACGGACGUGGUUCGCAAUUGGGAGCCGGACGCUUCAACCGCUACGGCCGUGGAGCUCACUUCAGUGGCAGCGAAUCCGAUGACAGUUCAGCUUCACAGAACGCUCACAACCGCCAACGCAGCGACGAAACCGUCGGAGCUUUCGGUUCAAGAAGAAGCAGCUCAGUCGACCGUGGAGCCGCUUCUGAAGCCUCUCAAGCCCACCAACGCUCUGCUGAAUCCGCUGACGCCUUCGGCAACUACGACAAGUCAUCAGAACAAAGUGGAUCAAACAAGAAGUCAGCCAACCACUUGAAGGCCAACAACUUGGAAGUCAACGGCCCCAACGGCUACUUAAAGAAGCACGAAGUCGAUGAAGGAUCAGCCAACAGCCAAAACCAAUUUGACAAGAAGAGCAACGUCCACGUUAACGCUGACGGAAGCUACUCCAGAAGCAACGAAGAAGAUUCGUCCAGCUCAAGCAACUCCAACCAUCACUCGGCCAAGAGCAUCGAAAUCGGAGGAGGUAAGUGAAAUGUCAAUAUUUUCGAACUCAAAAUUUAAAAAAAUAAAAAUUAUCGAAAUUUUAUAAUUUUGAAAACAGCUAAAUCCCAAAUAUUGAUAACGUAAGCCUAAAUCUCCUAAAACCCCCAAAAAUUAGCUUUAAACCCACAAACCUAAAAAAUUUUAAAUCACACCAUCCUAGGAGCCGGAGGCUACGGAGGAUUCCAAGAAUCAGCCGGAGGAUUCGGUGGAUACUCUGGACUGGAACAAGAACAAGCCUCAUCCCAAAUCCAAAACGAAUUGGCCGCUAGCCAAGCCGAAGGCGCCGCCUACAGCGAAGCCGCUCGCCGCCGCUCCGAAGAAGCCGCCUUCCGUGCCCGCCAAGAAUCCGAAUCCCGUCGUGCUGAAAGCGAAGCCCAAUUCCGUCGCCACAACCAAGAAGCCCGCUACCGUCAAGAGGCCGCUCGUCGCGAAUCCGAACGCGCCAGCUUCCGUGCCCGCCAGGAAGCCGAACGUCAACGCUCGGAACUGGACCACCGUGUACGUGCUAGCCAGUACGAAAGCGAACGCCAAGCCGCUCGUUCCGCCGCCGAAAGCCGCGCUCAUUUGGCCGGAGCUCAUGGCAACUACCUUCGCCCCAGAAUCGGUGUAGUCGGUGGCCGUGGAGCCCACUUCAGUGGCAGCGAAUCCGACGACAGCUCGGCUUCACAGAACGCUCACAACCGCCAACGCAGCGACGAAACCGUCGGAGCUUUCGGAUCAAGAAGAAGCAGCUCAGUCGACCGCGGAGCCGCUUCUGAAGCCUCUCAAGCCCAUCAACGUUCUUCUGAAUCCGCUGAUGCCUUCGGUAACUACGACAAGUCUUCAGAACAAAGUGGAUCAAACAAGAAGUCAGCCAACCACUUGAAGGCCAACAACUUGGAAGUCAAUGGCCCCAACGGCUACUUGAAGAAGCACGAGGUCGAUGAAGGAUCAGCCAACAGCCAAAACCAAUUCGACAAGAAGAGCAACGUCCACGUUAACGCUGACGGAAGCUACUCCAGAAGCAACGAAGAGGACUCGUCCAGCGCCAGCAACUCCAACCACCAUUCGGCCAAGAGCAUCGAGAUCGGAGGUAAGUAAGCCUCGCGGAUCCACAAAACUUGUUCAUGUUAUAUACUUAUGCCUAUUGUGACCAAUUCAGAAUAAAAACGUAAUAAACUAGAAAGAAUGAUAGUUGAAGUUGGCAUGGUUUGAGGGGUGUUUUAGGCCAAAAAGGUUGCUUUUAAGGCUUGAAAUGAAUAAUCUUGGUCUUAAAAGAUCCGGCUUGGACAUAUUUUAUCAUUAACACUCAUAAAAGUAUAAAAGUCCAAAAAGAAAUGGCACAAAAUCCCCAAAAAGCAAAAAAACCUCAAAAAUUUAAAUUCUCUCAUUUUCCAAAUUAAAAAAAAAUUUGAAGUUUAAUCACCCUACUUCCAGGUCCCCAAGCAGCCCUCCUAGCCUCUCGUUUCGGCCGCCAUUCAAAGCCAGGCAGUCAAUCAGUUGGGCAACAAAAACUAGCUCUAGAAGAAGAUAAUGAUAUCUCAGUGGAUGUUGAUGUACAUAAAGCCCAUCGUAAAUCCGAAAGCGUUGCUGGCUAUAAUGGACAGUCCGGACAGAGAGGUAUGGUUUUCAAAAUUAAAAUUCUAGCGUUAAAGUUAAGGUAGGACUCACAGUAGGACAAAGGUAAUUUUCAAUAAGACCAUGUUAUAGUAAAUAGAUGCUAGAAAAGGCCGUAGUAAGGCAAGUAAAAGUAACAGUAAGCCAAGAAUAAGCCAUAGUAAUACUGAAAAGUUACAGUAGAGUAUGAGUAGACUACAGAAGAACUAGGGAAAUUUGCUGUAAGACCAAAUUGAGCCAUAUUACGACUAAACAAAGCUACAGUAGAUAUAGAAUAAGCUGCAGUAGGGCUUACAAUGAGCUGCUUUAAGGCAAAUUAAAGCUUCAGUAAGGCUAGAGACAGCUACGUUUGACUAGUAAAAUCAUACUGUAGUUGUCUGACUGGUCAAAUCAUACUGUAGGAGUUAGACACGCUACAGCGGGCCUACAAAAGCUGAAUUAAUACUAAGUUGCACUACAGUAAGUAUGUAUUAAGCUACAAUGAUGGUAGAACAAGCUAUGGCAUCGGUACAUCACAAGCUCAGCAGAAAUAUUAUAGUAGGAACAUUAAUAGUGAGCAUGAUGAAAGCUAUAAAAUUUUGAAAAGUUACCCCCCUCCCCCUUCGCUUUAUAGCCACCACCGACAAGAAAAAAUUGCUUUUAGCCUCAGACCUCCGCCAAAGAAACACCCAAGCCAUUGGAGUAAAAGGCGCCCAAACCAUUGGAUUAAGAAGGACCGGUUCACAAAACACCGGAUCAAUUCGCAAAAGCUCAGAAGACCGUAGAUCGGCUUCAGAAGCCUCCAACUCUCAUCGACGAUCAUCAGAACGAGCUGAUGGUCGUGGCAACUAUGCCAAGUCAUUUGAACAUGGUGGAUCAAAUCGAAAAUCAAAAAAUCACUCAAAAGCCAAAGAGCUGGAAGUGAAUGGACCUAGUGGCUACUUGAGGAAGAAGUCAUUGGACAAGGGAUCGGGGAAAAGUGUCAGUAAAUUCAAUAAGAAGGCUAGUUUACAAGUCAAUGCUAAGCCAGUGAUUGGGAUCAAGCCAUUGAUCCUUGUUAAACCAAAAGUUCCCAAAGCCAUUAUUGGGUAA
This is a messenger RNA of Bursaphelenchus okinawaensis, 3633 nucleotides long. The record is from the annotation of a GenBank genome assembly. NCBI's taxonomy places the organism in Eukaryota, Metazoa, Nematoda, Chromadorea, Rhabditida, Aphelenchoididae.